This is a messenger RNA of Dracunculus medinensis (Guinea worm), 456 nucleotides long. Lineage: Eukaryota; Metazoa; Nematoda; Chromadorea; Rhabditida; Dracunculidae. The record is from the annotation of a GenBank genome assembly.
AUGGGUCGCAUGCAUUGUGGCGGUAAAGGUAUAUCGCAGUCGGCGUUGCCGUUUCGCCGUUCUGUGCCGUCUUGGCUUAAACUUAGCAGCGACGAUGUACAAGAACAUAUCACUCGUCUUGCUAAAAAAGGCCUUCGACCAUCUCAGAUUGGUGUAAUACUUCGUGAUUCACAUGGAGUUGCUCAGGUACGGCGAGUGACUGGAAACAAAAUUGUAAGAAUUCUGAAAAGCAAGGGAAUGGCUCCUGAAAUACCUGAAGAUUUAUAUCAUCUGAUCAAAAAAGCUGUUAAUAUCCGGAAGCACUUGGAACGGAAUCGAAAAGAUAAAGACUCAAAAUACCGAUUAAUCUUGGUUGAAUCACGUAUACAUCGCCUUGCUCGAUAUUACAAGACAAAACGUCAGCUUCCGGCUACCUGGAAAUACGAAUCGGCAACUGCAUCAGCUCUUGUGUCAUAA